AUGAAGUCCAUUCUUAAAAUAUCUCUUCAAAAUGAACAAGAAGUGUUUCUGCUUUCUGAAUAUGUGCCUGAAAACAAAUUAUCGGUGAAAAUUUUAAGCGUAGGACAAAACGAAGCUUGGCACGGGGAGAUUAGUGAUCUGGAUUUAAGGUCCCAAGCGGCGCAUAUUCGUCUUACUUUCAGUAAAUUCCUCACGAAAGCAAAAAACGCCUUCUUUUAUUCAAACCAAAGCGAUGUGAAAUACAUCUAUAAUCUAGAAAAACGAAAUUCUAAGCAUGCUUUUGAGUGGAAAAGUAUUGAUUGUGAGGAAACUAUCAUCAAAUUAGGUUAUGUGCUUGUAGAGAAAACCGAUUUCAAGACUAUAUGUUCCGAGGUUUUAACUUGCGUCUCUCAAGAAUUACUAACAGCAAAUAAUAUUCAUAACGAACUUAAAGCUACGUUAGAAAAGAGUGAAAGCAAGCGAUCAGAACUAGUGGAACUGCUUUCUAAUGCUACAGAGGCCAAGUCAAGUGUUGAAAAAGAAUUAUAUUCUAAAUUUGUUGUUUUACUCAACGCCAAGAAGCGAAAAAUUCGCGAGUUAACGUCUAAUAUCAGUGAUGAUUCCAAUGAUUCUGGGAAGCUACAAGUGAAAAAGAAAGCAAAAACUAAUCAGUGUCCAAUCAUGUUUAGUGAUUCUUCUAAUGAGGCAGAUAACGUGGAUGAUCCAAUGCCCUCAAGUUCUAAGAGCUUCUUGUUUGAUGACAAUUCACCAACUCUUAUAAUAACUCCUAGUAAAAUGCGUGAUCGAAAAACUGUUGUAUCAGAAAAAGCAACUAAAAGAAUUGAAUUCAAGGCUGCAACUACUAACCACGUGCCGCAGACUACUGAAUACGAAAGCGAUGAUGAUCUCUUCGAACAUUUUUAA
Messenger RNA from Uloborus diversus, 903 nucleotides. RefSeq lists its product as uncharacterized. Gene Ontology annotation, molecular function: DNA binding. The transcript has a single exon. Gene Ontology annotation, cellular component: DNA ligase IV complex; nucleus; DNA-dependent protein kinase-DNA ligase 4 complex. The record is from RefSeq and is a predicted model, not a curated record. The coding region runs from base 1 to 903 and encodes 300 amino acids. Lineage: Eukaryota; Metazoa; Arthropoda; Arachnida; Araneae; Uloboridae. Gene Ontology annotation, biological process: double-strand break repair via nonhomologous end joining; positive regulation of ligase activity; DNA recombination.